UUAAGUGUGUUAACCCUCCCAAGGCUCCUAGCCAUGUCCUCAUAGCAUGCUCACACCAGCUGUUUGGAGUGUUAAGGGACAUAUUCAAUCUUUCCCUAUCCCCGGUGCUGUCCCCACUUGCUUCAAGAUGUCCACCAUUGUUCCUGUACACAAGAAAGCAAAGGUUACUGAACUAAAUGACUAUUGCCCCUUAGAACUCACUUCGGUCAUCAUGAAGUGCUUUUGAGAGGCUAGUUAAUUAUCAUAUCACAUCUACCUUACCUGAAACCCACUUCAAUUUGCUUACUGCCCCAAUAGAUCCACAGACAAUGCAAUUGCCAUCGCACUGUACACUGCCCUUUCCCAUCUGGACAAGAGGAAUACCUAUGUAAGAAUGCUGUUCAUUGAAUAAAGCUCAGCCUUCAACACCAUAGUACCCUCCAAGUUCAUCAUUAAGCUCGGGGGCCCUGGGUUUGAACCCUGCCCUGUGCAACUGGGUCCUGGAGUUCCUGACGGGCCGCCCCCAGGUGGUGAAGGUAGGAAACAACAUCUCCACUUCGCUUAUCCUCAACACAGUGACCCCACAAGGGUGUGUGCUCAGAUCCCUCCUGUACUCCCUGUUCAACUAUGACUGCGUGGCCACGCACGCCUCCAACUCAAUCAUCAAAUUUGCAGUUGACACAACAGUAGUAAGCCUGGUUACCAACGAUGACGAGACAGCCUACAGGGAGGAGGUGAGGGCCCUGGCGGAGUGGUGACAGGGAAAUAACCACAAUAUCAACAAAACGAAGGAGCUGAUCGUGGAGUUGAGGAAAGAGCAGAGGGAGCACACCCCUAUCCACAUCGACAGGACCGCAGUGGAGAAGGUGGAAAGCUUCAAGUUCCUCAUCAUACAUAUCACUGACAAUCUGAAAUGGUCCACUCACACAGACAGCGUGGUGAAAACUUCGGCUUAGCCCCUAAGACCCUCAAACUUUUACAGAUGCACAAUUGAGAGCAUCCCGUCGGGCUGUAUCACCGCCUGGUACGGAAACUGCACCGCCUGCAACCACAGGGCUCUCCAGAAGAUGGUGCAGUCUGCCCAACACAUCACCGGGGGCACACUGCCUUCCCUCCAGGACAGCUACAGCACCCGAUGUCACAGGAAGGCCAAAAAGAUAAUCAAGGACAUAAACCACCCCAGCCAAGGCCUGUUCACACUGCUAGAAGGCAAGAUUCUGAGUAGACUGUGAGUGUGCAUGGGCAGAUAGUACAGUAUGGCGGAGUUCCCAGAGAGCUUUAACCAGCUGGAACUGCUGAAGACCCACGACCACCUGAUCCCCCGCGGAGCAUGCAGCCUCUGGCCGGGAGAUGACGAAGAGGAGGAGGAGGAGGAGGGGGAAAGGAGUGAAGAGUGGUAUCAGCAGAAGGAGGAGAAGCUGAAAGACAGACCGGAGGAGCUAAUGUUGUGGGCGGCAGAGAAUAACAGACUGCCAACGGUGAAGCGGCUGCUCUCGGUCGACCCCUUGCUUGCGCAUUGCCAGGACGAGGACGGCUAUACUCCGUUGCACCGUGCGGCCUACGGAGGUCACGCCGCCACGACCUCUACCCUGUUGGUAGCGGGCACCGAAGUUGACUCCCGCACUGCCGACGGCUGGACGCCCCUACACAGCGCCUGUCGCUGGGGCCAAGUUGCCACUGCGUCCCUCCUGUUGCGCCAAGGGGCGGAGUUGAACGCCCAGACCAACGGCGGCCUCACAGCGCUCCAUCUAGCUGCCUCCCACCCUGGACCGGGCUCCGCCCACACGCUGGAGUUCCUCCUAUCGCAGCGCCACAUCAAGGCGGAGCUUCGGAGCAAUAGCGGGGAGACGGCCAGUGAAAUCGCACGCCGAAGUGGACCGCAUCACUUCCUGUUUGAGAUGGCGGAGGACUGUAACAGCGUGCUGUCUCCCCGGUGACCCCCCCCCCCCCCUUCACACACACACAUACAUACAUCAGCUCUUCUUUCCCUCUACCCAGAGGCCUUCAUGGAAGACAAGAGAGUGUUCCAAAAAGUGUCUUAUGAACAGUCAUGUACACCAUGUAUGUCUUUCUUUGCAGUCCUGGGAGGAAACCUCAAUUCUCAAUAUGAUGACAGUUUAUCUCAUAUAUUCUCUGUACGCUUUAUUUGUUCGAGUCCUAAAUGGCAACAUAUUCUGUACAUAGUGCACUACUUUUUGGUUCUAGUCAAAACUAUGUAAGGGAAUAGGGUGCCAUUUGGGAUGCAACCCUAAUAGCCGGGUACUUUUGAAUGGGUUGAAAAUAAGUGGUCCAAUUAGCAUCCUCUCAUGAACUAUGGGUUAUUUUUAGCAUGGAAACCCACAUGGUCAGACUGUACAAUCUUGUGAUUGGUUGAAGGUGAUCCAAUUGCUGACUUUCAUUUUAUUUAUUUUUAUAAUGCCCGUCAUUACAGACAUAGGCUCAAAUGGGUUUCAGCGGUGGGAUGACUAAUAUUGUGAAAUGAAGCAGAUCAGUUUGGGUUCCAGGCUAAAUUGUGUGUGCUGGAGUAAUGUUUCUCAUUGGUCUCAUUGGUCUCUGAGCAUUAAUUCAUUUAUUGAAUUGAUUGUUGAGCGUUGUGGAUAUUUUAGAUGUGUCAUGAUUUAUUCUAAUUCUAUGGUUACAGCUAAUUUGUUAGUCAUCCAAAUGUCAUCCGUGCUCGCUGUAGAAAUAAAAAUCUAAUCAGUGUAAAUCUUUAAA
Molecule: messenger RNA, 2694 nt
Organism: Salvelinus fontinalis (brook trout)
Lineage: Eukaryota; Metazoa; Chordata; Actinopteri; Salmoniformes; Salmonidae
Product: ankyrin repeat domain-containing protein 49-like
Exons: 3
Coding region: 1236-1916 (226 amino acids)
Molecular function (GO): protein binding
Source: RefSeq, a predicted model, not a curated record